UGCAGAGCUAUAUAAACCCCCCAGAGAACCAAAAAUGAGUGGAAGAUACAAACAUGAUGAAGUUUGUGGUACUGGCUUUUCUGGCCGUCGGAGCUUAUGGGUGUGGAAACCCCACCUUUCCCCCCAUUGUAAAGAGGGUUGUGGGGGGUGAGGAUGCGCGUCCUCACAGCUGGCCCUGGCAGAUCUCACUCCAGUACACCAGGAGUGGCAGCUGGUAUCACACUUGUGGAGGCACCCUCAUCUCCCCCCAGUGGGUUCUGACCGCCGCUCACUGUAUCAGCAGCAGCAACACUUACAGAGUUGAGCUCGGCAAACACAACCUGAAGGAGGUGGAGAACGGUUCUGAGGCUAUCUCAGCUGGAAAGAUCGUUGUUCAUGAGAAGUGGAGCUCCCUCUUCAUCCGCAAUGACAUUGCCCUGGUGAAGUUGGCUAACCCUGUGACUGUCAGCGACACCAUCAUGCCAGCCUGUCUUCCCGAGGAAGGCUACACCCUGCCCCACGAUUACCCCUGCUACGUCACCGGAUGGGGACGCACUAUAACUGGAGGUGCUCUCCCUGAUAUCCUGCAGCAGGCUCUGCUCCCCGUGGUGGACCAUGCUACCUGCACCAAGUUUGACUGGUGGGGCAGCCAGGUUAAGGAGACCAUGGUCUGCGCUGGAGGAGACGGCAUUGUUUCUGGCUGCAAUGGAGAUUCUGGUGGACCCCUGAACUGCCAGAAUGCUGAUGGUGUCUGGGAGGUCCAAGGUAUUGUGAGCUUCGGUUCUGGCCUGAGCUGCAACUACCCCAAGAAGCCCACCGUCUUCACCAGAGUCACCUCCUACAUCAGCUGGAUCAGCACUACCAUGGCUGCAAACUAAGGACAUUCAGACGUGGACGUAACAUCUUCGGCCUACUCUAUAAACAAUAAAACAAUAUAUAAAAACA
This is a messenger RNA of Astyanax mexicanus (Mexican tetra), 924 nucleotides long. RefSeq names its product chymotrypsin-like elastase family member 2A. Bases 54 to 857 code for a protein of 267 amino acids. The transcript is spliced from 8 exons. Lineage: Eukaryota; Metazoa; Chordata; Actinopteri; Characiformes; Acestrorhamphidae. Gene Ontology annotation, biological process: proteolysis. Gene Ontology annotation, molecular function: serine-type endopeptidase activity. The record is from RefSeq and is a predicted model, not a curated record.